AGUAGAGCGAGAAACGGACUGUCGCUUGAGAGCAAGAAGACGAGCGAGGUUUGAGAAAUAAAUAAAUAAAUACAGAAAAGCUGAAAUGGUGUAAACGCAAGCGAGUCCAACCCGAGUCAGGGGGAGAAACGAGGCGAGUGGACGCAGGAGGAUUAUAGUUGUUAGAGUAAUUAUUGUUAAAGUCACUAAACUCCCGCUUUUUGAUGCUGUCCUCACGGAGGUUUGAGCCAAUAACGGACUUAUUGGUCGGCUGAACCAUGCUGAGGCUGCUGCUCCUGAGUUUGGCGUUCAGUUUUCAAACUGUAAGGACAGCGAGAUUCUCUCAGGAGCCGGCAGACCAGUCGGUGGUGCGGGGCCAGAGGGUGAUCCUGUCCUGCGUUGUCUUCAACUACUCUGGCAUUGUUCAGUGGACCAAAGAUGGCCUGGCUCUGGGCAUCGGAGAGGACCUCCGGGCCUGGCCCAGGUACCGCGUGCUGCGAGUCCAGGAACUGGGUCAGUACAACCUGGAGAUCCUGUCAGCGGAUCUGUCCGAUGACUCCCUGUACGAGUGCCAGGCCCCCGAUGCCGCCCUGAGGUCCAGGAGGGCCAAACUCACCGUCCUAAUCCCCCCAGAUGAUCCAGUGAUUGAUGGGGGUCCAGAGGUCCUGCUGAAUGCGGGGGAGUCCUACAACCUGAGCUGUGUGUCUCGAGGGGCUAAACCGCCUUCAAUGAUCGAGUGGCUUAAAGAUGGCCUGCCUGUGGAAGGAGCUGUCAGUACCACCGAGGUGCUUCCAGACAGGAAGAGGGUGACCACACGUAGCUACCUUCCCGUCCAGCCCGUUGACACCGACACGGGGAGGAACUACAGCUGCAUGGCCUCCAACCUGGCCAUUCCCACCGGCAAAAGCACAACCGUCACCCUUAACGUGCACCAUCCACCAAUAGUGACCUUGUCCAUUGAGCCUCGUUCUGUCCUGGAGGGGGACAGAGUCACCUUCACCUGUCAGGCUCAUGCCAACCCUCCCAUCAUGGGCUACAGGUGGGCUAAGGGUGGCGUGGUGCUGCAGGGCGCCAGGGAGAGUGUGUUCACCACCAAAGCCGACCACUCCUUCUUCACCGAGCCCGUCUCCUGUCUGGUUUUCAACGCUGUUGGAAAGACCAACGUCAGCAUUUUGGUAGACGUUCACUUUGGUCCAAUCUUGUUGGUGGAGCCGCAGCCAAAAACAGUGGAUGUGGACUCUGAUGUCACCCUCAACUGCAAAUGGGCCGGAAACCCGCCGCUCACCCUUACCUGGUUUAAGAAGGGUUCAAACAUGGUUCUGAGUAACAGCAACCAGCUGUAUCUGAAGUCGGUGAGCCAAGCGGAUGCUGGGCAGUACGUCUGUAAGGCCAUCGUCCCACGGAUUGGAGUAGGAGAGACCGAGGUCACGCUCACGGUCAACGGUCCACCCAUCAUCUCCAGUGAUCCGGUCCAGUAUGCUGUGAGAGGGGAAAGAGGAGAAGUGAAAUGCUACAUAGCCAGCACUCCUCCUCCAGAUAAGAUAGUGUGGGCGUGGAAGGAGAACGUGUGGGAGAAGGAGAAGGGGACGCUGCUGGAGAGGUACACGGUAGAGCAAAGCAAGCCGGCGGCUGAGGGCGGCGGCGUCCUCUCCACCCUCACCAUCAACAACGUGAUGGAGUCCGACUUUCUUUCCACGUACAACUGCACGGCCUGGAACUCGUUCGGCCCGGGCACCAUGAUCAUCACGCUGGAGGAGACGGAGGACGUUCCGGUGGGGAUAAUAGCUGGUGGGACGGUGGGAUCCACCAUCCUCCUGUUCAUCUUCCUGCUGGUCCUUGUUCUUAUCUUCUACCGGCAGCGCAAAGGCAGCCGGCGCGGGGUCACGUUGGGCAAGCCGGACAUCAAGGUGGAGACCAUAAACAAGGAGACCCACAGCUUGGAGGAGGACUCCGGCAGUGUGUCCACAGCUUCGCGCAUGGUCAAGGCCAUGUACUCGUUUCUCCCCUCUGUGUCCUUCUCUCCCUCCAAUCAGCCUUUUAAAGAUGACAUAGAGCUCAAGUCUGACCUCCGCAGUGACACCCUGGACACCCGCCAGGAGUAUGACCUGAAGGACCCCACUAACGGCUACUACAACGUGCGAGCCUCUACCCACGAUGAAGUCCACCCCACCCCUCGUUCCACCAUGCAUUACUCUGACUACCGCUCCCCUGGAGGAACUCCAGGGGGGGCGGCAUCCAUCAGCAGCAGCACCGGAGGCUCUGGAGCCACUGCCAGCGGAGGAGCCCCCGGUCCCCUGACAUCCCCUGGGCGCCCGCAAGCCUGCUACGACCCUCGACCGCCCUCCAGACUCUCCCACAUCAGCUACGCCCAGUUCAACACUUUCACCCGUGGGGGCCAGAACCAGCAGCCCCCAGCUAACCCAGCCCCUGCAGCCAGUGACUUCCCCGGGGACUGUAGCCUCCUGGACUCCACUUCCCAGCUGGCCUACGACAACUACGGAUACCCCUCGCACUACCAGACCUACCGCAUGGGUUUUGCACCGUCCAGCCUGGCCCCUCUGGAGGCCGGCCCCUCUUAUGAGAUGUAUGGGGUGGGAUCUGGAGUGCCUAGCCCUGGGGUCGGAGUCAGCCCUGGGGGUCCAGCCCCUUCAGGGUCAGAGACUGGACUAGGGAAGUACGGCAGCUCCACUCGCUUCUCCUACACCUCACAGCACUCCGACUACUCCCACAGCCGGCACACGCAAAGAAUGCAGACUCACGUGUGAGAUGCGUGACCACCUCGCGGUCUGAGCGGAGCACGAGGAGGCAUCUUAUAAAUAGCGUUGCACAUAAAAACACACACAGUCACUAUUUGACAUUUACACUUUCCACACUAUAACACACCCUACUAGACACAAAAACACACAAACACGCAAAGCCAGAAAACAACACCCGCGAGACAGGGAGAGGCAAAAGAGAGUGAAAAUGAAGACGAGAGGAGUGUGGGAUGGAAAUUCCCUCAUUCCUGAUGUGUUUGUACAUCCAAGCUCUGAAAGAGUGGACAGCGAAAGUCACAAUCAAGACUGGAUAAGAGAGAUGCAGAUCUGCGGAGUUCGUAGCCUUUCGCUAAGACUGACAUUAGAAAACCAUGAGCGGGAACGUCUUAACGCAAACUGUCCAAUCGGGAUAGGAAGAAACCUCAGCCAGUGGGAGUCAUUUCUGGCCGCCAUUUUUUAUUUUUUCCUUUUCUUAUUCAGUGAUCAUAGAGCACAUAUAUGUUAUAUAGUGUCCCAGAAGGCCCAUGUGUACAGUCGGUUGAAGGGGAAGGGAAGCGUGUUUUUUUGGGGGGUAGGACUUCAUUUUUGCACUGCAUCUACGGUAUUCAUGCUUUGACAUCCCUUAUCUAUUAUCUCCAUUAUGUCUUCUGUUUAUUUGCACACCUGACUUAGAGCUUUGUAUUCUAUUUUUUAAACAUUACAGAAUUAUUUUUGUCGAUGUAAAAACAUGUAAAAGCGUACGUAUGGACCAAAAGUUUGAACAUGAGCGCACAUAACUGAGACGGAGUGCAGAGUCGUGCCAACCGCGGAUGUAUCUCUCAUCAGAAGGCUGCAUCAGUGUUAAAAAUGUAAAAACAAAAAAAAAACAAAAACUAAUAAAACCCAGUGCCAAGUGUUCAUGUCGUUCUUCACCUCGGACUGUGUAUAUGCAGUAGAAAAUCCUUCUAUUGGCGGAUGUUGCUUUAUAAACCAGGCUGGGGCAGGGCUUGAGGCAUUUUUUUUUUCUUAUUUAGUUUUUUUUCUUCAAGCUCUGGACUUCAGGCCUGGUGCAGAUGGACAGUAAAAGAACAUGGAUGAUGGGUUUAGAGUGGCCUUAUAGAGGAGCAUGUCAUACAUUUCCAUUUUUGAGUCAUUCCUCAUUGUCUGUCUGCCAAAAAAACGGCCAGAGGAGAAUGUGUUCGGAGAGGUUUAAUGAAGGCUUGUUCACAAUAUUGACAUGUAGUAGUGUGUGUGUGAGUGUGUAAGUGUGAGAAAACGAGAUAAAAGGGGUGCAUCAAUUUGUACAGUGUGUUUGUAUAGGAGUGUGAAUGACUGAAUGCAUGCACACGUAUGUAAUACGUGUGCAUGCAUGUCUGUGUUUAAGUGUGCAGGUGUGUUUCUGUACAUGUCCAUAUCAUUUCUCCCACAAUCCUGUUACAGUACUUUUAUACCUCUGGUAGGACUGUAUCCUGUAUUAUUGUGUCUUUGAAUUUAGGAAAAAAUCCAAUGUUUAUCUUAUUGUACUGUUCGUAGCAGAGAAAACUUCAACAGAUGUACAACGAACAUUAUCAAACUCAUUUUUUUAUUUCAUUAUCUUCAAUAUUUUUUAAAAAUGGUAUGUAAUUAUUUUUCCACAGUAUUACAUAAAUAAAGCACUGUUUUUUAUAA
Messenger RNA from Melanotaenia boesemani (Boeseman's rainbowfish), 4382 nucleotides. RefSeq names its product kirre like nephrin family adhesion molecule 1a (gene kirrel1a). The record is from RefSeq and is a predicted model, not a curated record. Lineage: Eukaryota; Metazoa; Chordata; Actinopteri; Atheriniformes; Melanotaeniidae. Gene Ontology annotation, biological process: cell-cell adhesion. Bases 258 to 2744 code for a protein of 828 amino acids. Gene Ontology annotation, molecular function: cell adhesion molecule binding. Gene Ontology annotation, cellular component: cell-cell junction. The transcript is spliced from 15 exons.